AUGGAGUGGCCCAAGGAGCUGCAAACCUUAGCCCACAACAUCCACAUCGCCAAGCUAAAGCCAUUGGAGCCUAUGAUAAACCUCACAUUCAUGACCAAUGGUGUUUCUGAAGAUGCAUUCAAGUUGAAGCUGUUCCCUUUUUCUCUGGGAGACAAAGCAUAUCAAUGGGAGAAGGCUCUUCCAAGUGACUCUGUCAGAACCUGGAAUGAGUGCAAGAGGGCAUUCCUAGAGAAGUUCUUCUCUACCUCAAGGACAGCCAAGAUCAGGAAUGAGAUCUCUAGCGUUCAGCAGAAGAACUUAGAGGGAUUUAGUGAAGCAUGGUGUAGAAACAGGCUUGAUACUGCCAGCAAUGGUUUCUUUUUGGGAAGAACUGAGGAAGAGGCAGAGGAACUGUUAGAGAACAUGGCCAAGAGUGACUCAGUCUACAAUGAGGAACAUGAUAGGAUCAACAAAAGUGAUGAUCAACAGACAAAAAAAGAGAUCAAGUCCUUACAAGACAAGAUGGAUUUGCUUCUUUCCAACCAAGCUAAACAGGAGCAGAUGAACUUUGUGGGUGGUCCUAGUCAAGAGGUUCCUCCUAAGAUCAAUGAGGUUGAUGGUUUAGAAGGCCAAGAGGAGCUGUGCUUCAUCAAUGCUAAUGGCACAUGGUACAGGAAAGAGCCCAAUUUUCAGUACCAAAACAACUAUCAGCAAAAGCCUUACUACAACAAUCAGCAAGGAGGUUAUCAAGCCAAGCAGAACUAUCCUCAAGCCAACCAGUCUCCUCAGACUCAAGGAAGCUUUUCUCAAGCUCAAGCUCCAGAUUCAAGUGUGGAUUCUAUGUUCAAGCAACUCUUGGAAUUUCAGUCCAGAAAUGAGAAGACCAUGAUUUAUGAGUUCAAGAACAUCCAUGCAAAGAUUGAUGGGAACUAUUCUGACCUCAACAACAAGUACAUGCAACUUGCCUCUCAUCUCAAGGCUUUGGAGAGUCAAGUUACUUCUAUGCCUUCAUCCUCCAAGCAGCCAAUGGGGUCUCUACCAGGGAAACCAGAAAUGAACCCCAAGGAGUCUUGCAAUGUUGUCUUCUCCACUACUUCUUCAAAGAUUGAGCUAAGUGAUCAUGAGAAACAGGAGGAUGAGAUUGAAAGACUGGUAUUUGGAACUGAGUUUGGGGAAGUUGAGAGAUUUGUUGUGACCACAGCUGAAGCACAGAUUGUGAAGGACGCUGCCAGGAAGGUUGAAGCAACGAAUCUGCAAAAAGCUGAGCACAAGGCUGAGAAACAAGUUGAGAAGAGAGCUGGCAACAAGCUAAAAGAGGUUAAGCUAGAGGAAGCCACUGAGAUUGAGCUAUCACCCUAUGAUAAGCUCCCUUUCCCCCAAAGAGCUCUCACCAAAGCUCAGAAGAAGGGGCUGUCCAAGUUCAGGAAAGAUCUUAGUGAUGUUGGGGUCAGGCUUCCAGAAAUCUCGGGUAUGCGUGAAGCUCAUGUCCAGAUGAUGCUCAUGAAGGACAUUCUAGACCACCAAGCUGAAGUGGGCGAGCUUUUGGACAUCUCCAUUCUGAAGAUUGAACCACCAAUCCCUCCAAAGUCCCUCCCUAAGCUUGAGUUUCAAGGGAUGUUCACCUUGUCUUGCUACCUUGGGAUUGAGAGCAUGGAGCCAAACACAUCUUCCCUACAGUUUGGAGAUUCCUCUUCUACAACCCCUACUGGUCUCAUCAAGGACUUCCCUUUGAAGAUUGGAGCAUGCACCAUUCUUAUAGAACUCACUGUUCUGAAGAUGGCAACUGAGAAGAGAGUCCCAUUGAUCUUUGACACUCCAUUCCUCACAACAGUGGGAGCUUGUAUAGACUUUGCCAACAAGAAGUUCGACUCCCCGCUCUCGGAGCGACCCGCUGUCCUCUUGUUCCGCGGUAGUCGCUCUCCAACUGCUGAAGAUCAAGCCGCUUCCUUGCCUGGGUGA
Molecule: messenger RNA, 1938 nt
Organism: Brassica oleracea var. oleracea
Lineage: Eukaryota; Viridiplantae; Streptophyta; Magnoliopsida; Brassicales; Brassicaceae
Exons: 5
Coding region: 1-1938 (645 amino acids)
Source: RefSeq, a predicted model, not a curated record